This is a messenger RNA of Ailuropoda melanoleuca (giant panda), 2965 nucleotides long. RefSeq names its product dynein axonemal assembly factor 3 (gene DNAAF3). Bases 110 to 1786 code for a protein of 558 amino acids. Gene Ontology annotation, biological process: motile cilium assembly; axonemal dynein complex assembly. The record is from RefSeq and is a predicted model, not a curated record. The transcript has 13 exons. Lineage: Eukaryota; Metazoa; Chordata; Mammalia; Carnivora; Ursidae.
GAAAAGGAAGGGGGCUACGGGUAGUUGUGUGUAUGGGGUGCAUUAGAGCGGCGCAGCACCGAGCAGGGAAGGAGGUGGCGUCCUGGAGUCUUUGGAAAGAUAAAGGGCGAUGACCACCCCGGCAGGUUCGGGCGCAGGCUUCGGCUCCGUGUCCUGGUGGGGCCUGUCCCCGGCGCUGGACCUGCAAGCUGAGAGUCCUCCUGUGGACACAGACUUGCGGAACGAUACAGAGCACAGGACCCCGGAGCUAGAUGUACUGCUGCUGGGCUCCGUGGAUGGGCGGCACCUGCUUCGGACCCUGGCCCGGGCCGCGCUCUGGCCUCGCAGAGGGUUACAUUUCUAUGUGCUAGAGAAUAAUCUGGAAGCUGUGGCCCGACACAUGCUGAUCUUCAGUCUAGCUUUGGAGGAACCUGAGACGAUGGGGUUGCAAGAGAGGAGCGAGACCUUCCUGGAGCUGUGGGGGAACGCGCUGCUGCGCCCUCAGGUGGCCGCCUUCGUGCGCGCCCAGGCCAACCGCCUGGCGCACCUGGUCCUGGAGCCUGACCGCCUGGCGGAGCAGCUGCCCUGGUUCAGCCUGGGUGCCCUCAAGUUCCGCGAGCGCGACGCCCUGGAGGCUGUGUUCCGCUUCUGGGCCGGCGGGGAGAAGGGGCCCGAGGCCUUCCCCAUGUGCCGCCUCUGGGACUCCAGGCUGCGUCACUACCUGGGCUCCCGUUACGACGCCCGGCGCGGUGUCAGCGACUGGGACUUGCACAUGAAGCUGCACGACCGUGGGGCCCGAGUCAUCCACAUUCACGAGUUCCGUCGUUGGAGGGACACAGGCGUCGCCUUUGAACUCAGAGACUCCAGCGCCUACCACAUGCCAAACCGGACCCUUGCGUCCGGUCGCCUCCUGAGUCAUCACGGAGAGCGUGUCGCAGCGCGCGGGUACUGGGGGGACAUCGCCACGGGGCCAUUCGUGGCUUUUGGCAUCGAAGCGGACGAUGACAGCCUCCUGCGGACCAGCAACGGACAGCCAGUCAAGACGGCUGGUGAGAUUACUCAGCACAACGUGACGGAGCUGUUCCGAGAGGUGGCCGCCUGGGGGCGCCCGAGAAACACCCAGGGAAACCCCGAGCAGGUGCACCAAGACAAGGACCGAGGCCCAGAGCCUGCCCCUGCCCCGGAAUUCUUCACUGUGCACUUCCUGCCUCUCGGCUCUGCCCAGACCCUUCACCACAAGAGCUGCUACAAGGAACGGUUCCAGCUUCUCUACGUGGCCUGUGGCCCCACCUCUCCCUCAGGACCUGAAAGUCUCAGCAUCAGCCCUCCCUUUCCUCUGCGCAGGAUGGUUCAUCUUCUCAGCCCGGAUCUCGGGGCCUGCGUGGUCCCCGGAGGACGCCUGGUGGUGGAAUUAGCCCGGUACCUGGUGGACCUGCGGCAGGAGCAGCUGCAGGGGUUUGCCACCCGGGUCGGGGAGCUAGCUCGGGCGGCUGGCUUCACUCCCCCGCCCCAGGCCCAGGCCUCCGAGACCUUCGCGCGCUUCUACAAGGCCCGGGACUCUGCUUGCCACCGCACUUAUGCGGCUGUGGACUCCGUGACUCCGCCCCCUGACGUCCUGGUCCCACCCCUUGAGGACCAGAGCCAGCCUCUCGAAGGCAGGACCCUGCCCUCUGAGCCCCUCCAGCUGCCCCCAGAGUCUCCGGCUUCAGGCUCAGAGGUUCCGGCUGCACCCACAGAGAAUCAGAGCCCAAAACCAGGGAGUCCGACCCCACUCCCAGAUACCCAGUCACCCAUCUCUGACUUGUAAAGUCAGGUCCUGGGAUUAAGUCCGCCUCUAGAAUUCUCAGUUAUAUUCUCAACAGUCUCAGUCAGCUCCAGAGGCAUUGCUAGAAUUUCAGAUUACCUUCCUGGGAUUCUAUUUUCUGUUCCUAGAAUUCUAGAUUGUUCUUUAAGAGUCACGCAUUCCACUCUUGAGACUCUAAACACCGCCUACAGAGAUCCAGCCUGAGUCUCAGGCCUUCUGUGUGGUCUCCUGUCCCCAGACGUCCUGUAUUAACUGGGGUUUGGGAGAUUCUGCUCUCCAGGGCCGGUCAACAGCCACACUGUCCAAGUAAAGAGAGCAGGGUCCUCUUCUUCGUGUGUCCAUGUGUCUUUAUGGUCUUCAUUCUCGUCUCCAGGGCUGGGAGGGGGAUGAGCUAGGGUGGUCAAGACAGGAGAGCUAGUGAGCUAGAGGUGGAUUUCUCCAUGCUUUUGUUGCCUGAGAGUCUGGGCCAUCCCUGGAUCCUCAAGUAAAUCAACAAAAUUUAUUGACUGGCUGAAAGGUUUGGGAUACAGAAACUGACCAUAGCUCCUAUGGAGAUUACAGUUUAGUGUGGGGGUGAGGCCCAGACUUCUGGGUCUGAGGGAGGAGGGGCUGUGGGCCUGGACUCUUGGGUCUGAGGGAGGAGGCGCUGUGGGCCUGGACUCCUGGGUCUGAGGGAGGAGGGCCUGAGGGUCUGGACUCCUGGGUGUGAGGGAGGAGGGGGCUGGGGGUCUGAAGUCCUGGGUCUGAGAGAGGAGGGAAAUGGGGGUGUGGACUCCUGGGUCUGAAAGAGGAGGGGGCUGGCGGCUUCCCAGACCGCCAAGGUGGAAGGGUGAUCCAGCUGGAGCAUGGCCCACCCCACCCCUCACGCGCUCUUGUUAUCUCGCAUCCUGGGCUGGGGGAGGAGGUGACAGCAGUAUAUUUAGUCUCAGUCCACGCCCCUUAUCUCAGUGUCCCCAGCGAAGCUUGAGCAGCCAAGACGAGACCAAAGCCCCGAGGGCCUUCAAGGUCACCCCUGACGCCCCCUCACUGACCCUCCAAGCUCCCCUUGCCCCUUCUCUGCCUCUUGCAACCCCUGGCCUGCGUCUCAGCAUGGCGGACGAGUGCCCAAGCCCCGCUCCGGCCCCGAUCCGACGCAGGUCCUCGGCCAACUACCGCGCGUAUGCGACGGAGCCUCACGCCAAG